AUGCUGGACUCUUUCGAGGAAGAGGAAUUUUUGCGGGAAGCUCGGCCAUUUAAAGCAGAACAUGACUCAGCAGGGUGGCCCGAGCUCGCUCAGGUUCAUCGAGAAAAAAAUUCCUCCACUAUCGCCGUCAAGCCAAAACGAAGCACCAAUACCGCCAAAAUGCAUCUUAUGUACACUCUCGACACCGAAGGCAAGCGUGUCUACACGCUCAAGAAGGUCCUCAACGGUGAGGUUACCAAGUCUGCCCACCCCGCCCGUUUCUCUCCCGAUGACAAGUACUCUCGUCACCGUGUCACCCUGAAGAAGCGCUACGGUCUUCUCCUCACCCAGCAGUCCGCUGCCAACCCUGCCCAGGCUUAG
Molecule: messenger RNA, 360 nt
Organism: Penicillium arizonense
Lineage: Eukaryota; Fungi; Ascomycota; Eurotiomycetes; Eurotiales; Aspergillaceae
Product: H/ACA ribonucleoprotein complex subunit NOP10
Exons: 7
Coding region: 1-360 (119 amino acids)
Biological process (GO): snRNA pseudouridine synthesis; positive regulation of telomerase RNA localization to Cajal body; ribosome biogenesis
Cellular component (GO): box H/ACA snoRNP complex; box H/ACA telomerase RNP complex
Molecular function (GO): telomerase RNA binding; box H/ACA snoRNA binding
Source: RefSeq, a predicted model, not a curated record